AUGGCUUCACCCCGUGGGGGAGUUGGGAACGGUCAGGGGGAGGUUCAUGGUUGGACCAGAGGAUCUUUGAGGUCUUUUCGAACCGACGUGAUUCUGUAUUCAGUUUUUGCGUUAAUUUUUCUCUUUUCAUCCCCCUGCUGGGGGACGGCACAAGCUCUCUUCCCCAGAGCAGCAACCUGGAGGCUUUGCAUCCCAGGGAUCGCUGUGUCUCCCCAGCAAGAGUGUGAGCAUCGCCAAAACCUUGUUUUGUUUUCCUUCCCAUGUGACAGAGAGGAAAGAAUUGCAAAAGAAGCGGAAGAAGAGCAAAGGCAGAAGCUAAAGGCUGUGGAGAACAAGGCCAAGAUCAUGGAGGCUUUCCUGAAAGAGAAGGAGAAGGAAGUUCUCCAGCUGCAGGAAGAAGCCAAAACCUUCAUCACUCUUGAGAACUUGGACGCGCGGAUCGAGCAGUGCCUGGACAACCCUCGCAACUACAACUUUGCCAUCGACAAGGACGGGCGCAUCGUCAAACGGACGGUGUUGACUUAGCGGCCCCGACCAGGGACAGGGGGUGCUGGCCUUGGUUUCUUUCCAGAAGCUCUUCUCUUAAAAGGUUUCUUUUUUUCUUUUUUUUUUUUUUUAAUGUAUAAAUCGACCACGGAUUUGGUGGAGAAAAGCC
Molecule: messenger RNA, 655 nt
Organism: Athene cunicularia (burrowing owl)
Lineage: Eukaryota; Metazoa; Chordata; Aves; Strigiformes; Strigidae
Gene: MRPS26
Product: mitochondrial ribosomal protein S26
Exons: 3
Coding region: 1-525 (174 amino acids)
Cellular component (GO): mitochondrial small ribosomal subunit
Source: RefSeq, a predicted model, not a curated record